Molecule: messenger RNA, 1893 nt
Organism: Leishmania mexicana MHOM/GT/2001/U1103
Lineage: Eukaryota; Euglenozoa; Kinetoplastea; Trypanosomatida; Trypanosomatidae
Exons: 1
Coding region: 1-1893 (630 amino acids)
Source: RefSeq, a predicted model, not a curated record
AUGCGCGAUGUGGUCACUCUCUUUAUCGAGGCAAGCGUAGCGAAGGGUGAGUGGCAGGCAGCCCUCAGUGCACUGAAACUCCCUCGAGCCAGUCAGAGCAACAGCACCAGCAGCAGCACCAGUGCCGGCUCGUCGUUUGGGGCGGAGGCGGCCUCGAACCUCUUUCGUCUCUCUAGCACCCUCUCCAAGAAGGGGGAGUGGAUGGCCGCGCUCGCGGUGCUGCGCAAUGCCCCAUUGCCGUUUGCCGCGCAGGGGCGCAACCCGUAUUCGUCUGCGUAUCUGGCAGCGCGCGUCCGGGCAUACCAGCAUGUCCUGACGGCCUGCUGCAGCGGCAGCUCAGCAGCAGUUGUAGACAACGCUGCAGCAGUCACAAGACCGACUGCAUCUGCGCGUGAUGUGAAGGGAGGUACGGAAGAUAUGUCCUUUGAGUGCGCUUUGGCGCUAGCCAAAGAGGCGUUCUGCAUGUUUGACAGCGCGCCAGCCCUCUGCGGACGGAGCAAGACGCCGUGUGAAGAGCCGGCAGGUCGAAACUUGGCGAAGCGGCGCGUUACCCCCGUAGCCGCAUCCUCUGUGGAGUUGGAUGCUGGAACGACAUGUGUCGAGGACCUCUUGCGAUGGUGCCGCGCUGAGCUUCCCCGGCGCCGUUCCUGCACAGGGGUAGUCACAUUAGAGCAAACAGAAACCGCCAUACAGCAGCUGACGGAGCUAUCUGACGCGGCUCUGCGCGCUAUCUCAGAUGUACACCUGGUCCCAUCACACGGACCUUCGAGCGAGCCCGAAAAUGAAACGGUCUCCGACCCGCACGCCGAUUCAUUGUACGCGCGGGUCGCCUCAGAUGCGCAGCGCGCAGAGGAUGACCUUACAAACCUACUGGCCGGCAACAAUCGAGCCACGGAUGCCUGGGCCACCUCACUCAACCUUCUACGGCGAAUUCCAGCGGAGCGCAUUUCCGGACAACUCUUCACCGCCCUUCUGCGGCACCUCCUCCACCAUCACCGACGAGGCGAAGUAGCUCAACUGGUGCGCACGCUCGUAUUGCUACAAAGGAGUGGUGACAGCGCGCAAAGGGCUUCACCAGCGCUGACCCGCACACCACCGUCACGUGCCACGGCGAGGGUGCUGCGUUUGGACAGUGUCGUAAUAAAGGUUGUGGCGGAGGCGUGUCACCGGUUGCAACGCAGUGACCUGGCGGCUGAACUUCUCCUCGACACAGAAGCGCGCGCUGCGAUGACACCGUCGGCAGCUGUACCGUUGAUUAUGACGCUGCGUGACGCCGGCACUUACUCGUCGGUGAUGCUCUGGUGGGAGCUUCUACGGAAAGAGGAGCCCGUCCUGCGCUAUCCGCUUCUGCAGCACGCGAAGCUCAGCAGCUACGUGGCCUCGUGUGUCUUGCGCAACACUACCGCGAGGGACGGCGGGGCCAUCGCAGAGGCCCAGCAGGCGCCCUCCUCCUCCGCGGCGAAAGGCACGCGUGCCAGGUUCGCCGCUCGCUGGACUGGAGACUGGCGAAGCGCUCUGGGUGUCUUUCGUGACGCAGCGGCGCCAGCGCACGAUCCUGCUCUCGUCCUACUUUUUCAGCUGCGCCUGCUUCGGCAGGCUGGGCAGUGGGAAGCUGCUGUGCAGCUUUUCAACGCGUUCUGUCUGGCACACCCCGGCAUGCUGAGAUCCAAGCAGUCUCCCCCCGAUCUCGCUGGGCAGGUGCACAAUGGCAGACACAACGACCGGCAUCGCUGGCGCACCCACCGUGAGGCCCCCUAUCCGGGCCCAGGUAGGGAGCGCGCUAGUGCCAUGAAGAGCGCAUGCGCUGUCCUGACGCAAGAGCACGCGGAGGAGUGGAUACCAUCGUCUGUGCUUGUCUGCCUGAAGCAGCAGGUACAGGAUUUGAAGCCAUGA